AUUGUAUUGUAUUGUAUUGUCAUGUUUAAAUGGUGUUACAAAAUAAACAAUUUAACAUUGAAUUACCAUAGAAUACGUGAAAUUUAUAGUUUAGCUUUAUAUUAAAGGAAAGAUGAACCCUAAAAAUCGUAUCGCUAAGGCUUGUGAUGACAGGCCUUUUGAAGGGUUGAUAAUAACAAACACUGAACCGCUUAGUUCUCUAUCUAGUAGAAGUGCUUGCCCACGUUGCGGCAAGUCAAGAAUGUACUUUUGUUAUGUUUGCUUUAUUCCAGUACCAGCACUUGAAGGAAAAAUACCUUACUGUAAACUACCAAUAAAAGUGGAUAUUAUCAAACACAAAGGAGAGAUUAAUGGUAAAAGCACUGCAGCCCAUGCUGCUGUUCUUGCUCCACGGGAUGUCACAGUGUACACAUAUCCAGAUAUUCCAGAUUAUCCUACUGAUGGAAAGGUUGUUUUGUUGUUUCCUGGAGCUGAGGCAAAAUCUGUGCGAGACUUAUUCAAUCAACAACAAAAUCAGCCUUCAUACUCAGAAAUUAUGUUAUCACAACUGCCAGUUGGUUACAAUGUUGGAACAUUAAUGAAAAAGAUAGUUACAAGAAAAGAUAACCAUGAAAUCUAUCAUGUCCAAGAAUUACCUAUAAAUCAUGUAGUUAUUAUUGACAGCACCUGGAAUCAAUGCCGUGGUAUAUAUGCCGAUAAAAGAAUUCAAAAACUGCCAACCAUAGUUUUGCAAAACAGACCAUCUCAAUUUUGGAGACACCAAAAAGGCAGUCCUAGGUGGUAUCUUUCCACAAUUGAAUCAUUACAUCAACUUGUGUUAGAAUUACAUUUGUGUGCAUGGGGUCGGAGUGAAAAUUACAAAUUCCACCUUACAGAUUACUACCCUGUGCAUAAUCCAGAUCAAAAUCAUCCUCAAUGUGAUCCUUAUGUUGGACAAUAUGACAACUUAUUAUUCUUUUUUGUUUUUAUGUAUUCAAAGUUACAUCAACUUUAUAAACAUGAAGAUUUGUUAGCCUAUAAAAGACCAAUGUCUUGAUAUCCGAAAAAUAAACAGGACUUGAAAUAUUUGUUGAUUAAAAUAAAUUUAUUUGACUAAGAAAUAAAUUUUUA
Molecule: messenger RNA, 1110 nt
Organism: Bombyx mandarina (wild silkworm)
Lineage: Eukaryota; Metazoa; Arthropoda; Insecta; Lepidoptera; Bombycidae
Product: tRNA-uridine aminocarboxypropyltransferase 1
Biological process (GO): tRNA modification
Cellular component (GO): nucleus
Molecular function (GO): tRNA-uridine aminocarboxypropyltransferase activity
Source: RefSeq, a predicted model, not a curated record